This is a messenger RNA of Torulaspora delbrueckii, 1110 nucleotides long. RefSeq names its product Set6p (gene SET6). NCBI's taxonomy places the organism in Eukaryota, Fungi, Ascomycota, Saccharomycetes, Saccharomycetales, Saccharomycetaceae. The record is from RefSeq and is a predicted model, not a curated record. Gene Ontology annotation, molecular function: protein binding. The transcript has a single exon. The coding region runs from base 1 to 1110 and encodes 369 amino acids. Gene Ontology annotation, cellular component: nucleus.
AUGGAUAAUAAUUGUGAGGUUGGCAGAAUAUCGCCUUUUUUCGAGGUCAAAAACACUACUUAUGGAGGUAGAGCAUGCUUUAGCGCUGCACCAUUAGAAAAGGGCACUGUAGUGCUAGAGGCAAACGAUAGUGUGGGAACUUGUGUCGCGUACGAUUUCCGGAAAGAGGUCUGCCAUAAUUGCUAUACUUACCAGGACGGCAAAACUAUGAAAUUCAAAAUGACUUAUCCUGAUAUAGCUCAUCUUGUAACCGAUGAGGUGAAGAUUAAUGCCAAAAAGUUUAAUGGUGCGGGCCUUUGGUUUUGCUCAGAAGCUUGUAAACUGGAAUUUUUGACCCAACCUCAUGUAAUUGAACUUAUUGCAUGCUACGAACUUUUGCUUAGUGUGUUGAAGAUGAUGCAAAAGAGAGCGGUGGAUGAAUUGCAGGAGAGAAGUCGUGAGCAGAUAACAGAGGAUGUCAUAAACCAUGCGUGGCUUGAAGUUAUUGACUCAUGGAUACCGAAAAUUGAUAAGAUGAAACUAUCAAAAAAAAUGAGCCAGCUCCCGGAUAUCACUGAAGAGGAGUACAAUUGCGCGAGGUUUGUCAUCAAAAGCUUAUUCACGCUAAAAUACCUAGACCCAGAGUCACAAACUAAAGCAGCUUUCAAGACAUUGCAGUCGAACGAACUUAGUAAAAUAGCCAGGUUUCCGAUUCUUCUCGAUUUUCAGAUUCUGAUUUUCAAAACGUUGUAUAUUAUCUUACCAGGGUAUACGCGACAAAACCUAUCUGUCAAGCUGUUCAGGCAUAUUUUGGGAUCAGAGUACGGUAAUGCAUUUGGUAUAUGGGAGCAGGAAGAGUUAUCAGAAAAUAGAGAGUUCUUAGGGUAUGCAGUUUACCCAAGGGCAUCAUACUUCAACCAUUCUUGUGAUCCAAAUCUCACUAAAAGUCGUAUCAAAGGAACGAUGGUAUUCACUGCGAACAAGGACGUACCGAAAGGUGAGCCUCUGUGUAUAGACUAUUCUGGACUUCUUAGCCAUACCAUGCUUAAACGACGUCAAUUAUUAAAAGAGAAUUGGUUUUUCGAAUGCUGCUGUACCAGGUGUGAGUCAGAGUUGCAAGCGAUCCAUUAA